AUGAGUUCUUCUUCUAUCGACGAUUUUCCGGCGAUUCAGGAAGUUAUGCUGGAGUUUCGUGCUGGUAAAAUGCUUCUAGAAGGAAAACGGGUGGUUCCUGAUCCUCGGAAAGGGCUUGUUCGGAUUGCUAGGGGUGAGGAGGGGUUAGUUCACUUUCAGUGGCUUGAUCGCACGCUAAAUGUUCUCGAAGAUGAUCAGAUCAUAUUUCCAAACGAGGCUACUUUUGAGCAGAUUAAUCAAGCAUCUGGAAGGGUUUACAUAUUGAAGUUUAAUAGUGAUGACAGAAAGUUCUUCUUCUGGAUGCAGGAAUCUAAUGCUGAUAAUGACUCGCAACUUUGUAGCUCUGUGAAUGAUUAUAUUAACAGACCAUUGGAGCUCCUUGGCGAAGAGGAACCUGAUGGAUCUCUUCCACUUCAAGUUUCUGAAGAUAUGGCUGAGGAUGAUAUCUCAUCUAGAGCUGCAAACUUAUUUGUCCCGAAUCUGGGUGUGGAUGCAACUAGCGAUAUAACGUCUUCUGGUCCAGUUAAAUUGGAAGAUCUCCAAAGAAUAUUGAGUAACAUUGGUCCUUCUGCAGAUAAUAUUAUUGAUCCUGAUGGAGGCUUUGAACUCGGUGACCUAUUGAAGCCUGAUCUGAUAUUGCCAUUGAUGGAGACAUUAUCAUUGGAGCAGCGUCUUGCUCCUUAUUUACCGGAGGGUACUUGGUCUCCGGAAGAAAUAUUGGAGUUGUUGCAGAGCCCACCUUUCCGUCAGCAAGUAGAUUCAUUUACUUAUGUACUUCGAACAGGACAGAUAGAUUUGUCUCAGUUUGGAAUCGAUCCAACUAAAUACAAGUUCACAGUUUUGUCAUUUCUCGAGGCUCUUGAGGAUUCUGUUUCCAAGUCUGAGGAAACCAGGCAAGAUGAUCAGGAAUUAGUAUCUCAAUCUUGUACUCCGAUGGAUGAAUCUAAGUAG
Messenger RNA from Lathyrus sativus (Indian pea), 951 nucleotides. NCBI's taxonomy places the organism in Eukaryota, Viridiplantae, Streptophyta, Magnoliopsida, Fabales, Fabaceae. The record is from the annotation of a GenBank genome assembly.